This is a messenger RNA of Agelaius phoeniceus (red-winged blackbird), 3267 nucleotides long. It is a transcript of the gene LIFR, whose product is annotated as LIF receptor subunit alpha. Gene Ontology annotation, molecular function: cytokine receptor activity; protein binding. NCBI's taxonomy places the organism in Eukaryota, Metazoa, Chordata, Aves, Passeriformes, Icteridae. The record is from RefSeq and is a predicted model, not a curated record. Gene Ontology annotation, cellular component: membrane.
AUGUGGAAGAACUCAAGCCUCCGCUGCCUUUUAGCACUAGCUAUUUUAUGCUUAAGAAGCUUAAUGUAUGGCCAAGAGAUAGGCUCUCCAGGGGACCCCCAGAAUUUGAAAUGUGUAACGCACAAUUUACAUAAAAUGCUCUGUACUUGGGAUGUCUCUUCUAGAGGAAGACAUGGACAAACUGACUUUUGCUACACUACCAAUGGCCUUACCCCUCAAGUGUGUUUUAAAACUAAGGAGAGAAGAGUUGAGAUUCCAAUCCCAGAGAGCUCCAUCACAGUGACAAUCAAAAGCUCUGGAACUGCUUUUGCUACCAGAGAAUUUGUAAUUCACCAGAAAGACAUCUCCUUUGUUCCUGUCACUCCACACAUUCUUAGUUUAAUGCCUGACUUUCCAACUUCCACAUUGAAUCUGAAGUGGAGUGAUAAUGGAUCGAUCUUCCCAUAUGGACUGGAUGCCCUUUGGCAGAUUCAGAUACUCCGAAAAGAAGCUAUGGAGGUAGUCACACAAGUUACUUACUACUCAAAACUGACUCAUGAAGAUGCCAUUCUUUCUUGGAGCUGGACAUCAGAUAUGCCUUUGGAGUGCACAUCACACUAUGUGAAGAUUCGCUGUUACAUUAAUGCAACACAGUUUGUUGGCCCCAAGGAUUGGAGUGACUGGAGCCCAGCAAAAGUAAUCCCUGGAAAAGAUACCGAGCCUGGUGGAAGUGGAGUGUUUCCUCUGGACCGUGUGGUGGCAGUAGGUUCAGAUUUGGUGUUUUGUUGUGUCCAUGAAGAAGAUGAGCACAUAAAAAAUAUGACUUAUGGAUCGAAAUCCUAUACAAUGAUGCAACUGAGCCGUCGAAGCCAUGCCAUCAGAGUGCUAAAUGCCAGUGUUUCAAAUACCAGCGGAACAAAUGUAGUGUGCAGACUCGAAAAUGGGUUGGAAGGAAGUGUCGUGUUUGUAGGAUAUGCUCCUGAUAUUCCCCAAAACCUCAGCUGUGAAACACCCAACUUCCUGAUAAUAAAAUGCAGCUGGAAACCAGGCAGGCCCAGUGGACUAUAUGGAGAACGAAGAACAAAGUACAGUUUAUUUGAAAGAACAUCUGGUAAAAAUGUUUCAUGCGAAGUCAAUGAAAUGAACAGAGACCAUGUAUGUGGCUUUCCAGUACUGCCUGAUCAAAAAACCUAUGAUUUCAUAUUAGGUGUCUCCAAUCCUAUCGGGCAAGCACAGUCAUCUCUUUUGGUUGAUAUAACUCAAAGAGUUCAUCCGAAUGCCCCAGAAAAGUUAACUAUUACUGGGAACAACUCUACAAGCAUCCAACUGCGUUGGUUUAUAAAUGGCAACUUUGCUGAGACCAGGCUUCUGUGUCAAAUUGAAAUUAGCAGUAGUCACUCUGAGAGAAAACUGCACAAUGUCUCCAUACCUGGGCGGAAAUCUUCAACUUAUACAGCUCAGCUGAAUGCACUGCGCCCUGACACCAAAUACCAGCUCAGGGUGCGCUGCUCGGCUGCUGACCACUUCUGGAGGUGGAGUGACUGGAGCAGGGGGGUGGAGCAGACUACAUCAGAAGCCCCUCCUGCAAGAGGACCGGAUAUCUGGAGAGAGAGAAGUCCUUCGGGUGAAAGCGUAAUAGUCUUCUGGAAGCCCUUAUCCCUUUCUGAAACCAAUGGAAAAAUAGUGUCUCAUGAAGUGUCCUGCUACCUGCUAGAGAGGCUACUGGAGCGUAAAGUAGUCUCUGAACCCUCAAACAGUACUGAGAUAAAACUUGGAAAAAGUGACUGUGUAAUUAGCGUUGUUGCCAGAAACCAUGCGGGCUCAUCUCCUCCUUCAAGGAUAACAAGCGUGGAACUUCCAAGUGACAAUGUCACAACAGAUCAGGCCGUGGCGAUGGGCAAUGGAAUUAAUAUUUCUUGGGAUUCUUACCCCAACAUGACGUGUGGCUACAUAGUAAAAUGGUGUCAUUCAUCUGGGUCUGAACCCUGUAGUGUGGACUGGCAGAAGUUUCCUUCAAGUACAACAAAUGCAGUGAUAAAAUCUGCUCUCUUCAAACCUGGCGUGAGAUACAACUUUUCUCUGUAUGGCUGCAAAUCCAUGGGAUAUCAGUUGUUGAAAAACAUAACUGGGUAUAUGAAAGAGCUGCCUCCAAAAACUGCACCAAAUUUUAUUGUUGAAGAAACUUCUUCAGAUUCUAUAUUGGUAAAAUGGGAAGACAUUCCUAUUGAAGAAUGCAGAGGAUUUCUAAAAGGAUAUCUUCUUUCCUUUGCAAAAGGUGAAAAAGAUGCUUUAAAGCCUAGACUUUCAGAAUCAGGAAAUCCAGAACUUAAAGUUAACAAUAUCACUGACUUAACAAAGAAGUCUAUGAAAAUACUUGAUCUUCAAGGCAAAACGAGUUACCAGCUGGAACUACAAGCCUACACUGCUGGUGGAUUGAGCCCUCCAAACAGCCUCUAUGUGGUGACAAAGGAAGACUCUGUAGGAUUAAUCAUUGCAAUUCUCAUCCCUGUUGCAGUGGUGGUGCUGCUUGGAGUGUUGGCCAGCAUCUUCUGCUACCGAAAGAGGGAAUGGAUUAAAGAAACAUUUUAUCCAGAAAUCCCAAAUCCUGAGAACAGUAAGGCACUGCAGUUUCAGAGGAACAUCUGUGAGGGGAGUAAGACACUUAAAACACUGGAAAUGAACCCAUGCACCCCCAACAGUGUUGAAGUGGUGGAAACACAGUCCACAGCUCCAAAGAUUGAAGACACAGAGAUGAUGUCCCCAGCAGCAGAGACCACUGUGCCUGAAGAUGGCUCUGACUCAGAAAUGGAAAACCAUGUUGUUGUCUCCUACUGCCCCCCUAUCAUUGAAGAGGAGAUCUCAAAUCCCCCUGCAGAUGAACCUGGAGGGUCAUCUCAGGUGGUUUACAUUGACAUCCAGUCAAUGUAUCAGCCUCAAAUUAAACCAGAGGAGGAGCCAGAAAUAGACUUAGUGACUACAGCAGGCUAUAAGCCACAAAUGCAGCUCUCUAUCAGUGCUCUGAAAAUAGAGGGCCAUUCACCUGUGGAGGAAGAAUUGGAUAAAACUGCAGGUUAUAGACCUCAAGCAAACACAAAUGCGUGGAACAUGGGCACUCCAGACUCUCCUGGAUCAGUUGAAAGCAACAAUGAAAAUGCAUCUUUUGGGAGCCCAUGUUCAAUUAAUUCCCGACAGUUUUUGCUUCCCCCAAAAGAUGAUGAAGACUCUCCUAAACCCAUUAACACAGGGUGGUCCUUCACACACUUUUUUCAGAACAAACCAAAUGAUUAA